Molecule: messenger RNA, 1329 nt
Organism: Bipolaris zeicola 26-R-13
Lineage: Eukaryota; Fungi; Ascomycota; Dothideomycetes; Pleosporales; Pleosporaceae
Product: glycosyltransferase family 1 protein
Exons: 1
Coding region: 1-1329 (442 amino acids)
Molecular function (GO): glycosyltransferase activity
Source: RefSeq, a predicted model, not a curated record
AUGGCAUCUCGAUCCGUUCAUAUUGUGUUGAGUGUCGCAUGGCAAGAUGCUGGAGACACCACACGCGCAAUUGCCAUGGCCAUCGCAUUGCGAGACAUGUGCCCCCCUGAUGUCGACCUCAAGAUUGACUUUUUGUCGUGCGGUGCCCGGUUUGAGUAUCAGAUUACAGAUGCCGGCUUUAACAUUGUUGCUGCUCAGCCGCGCGUAAAAGGCAUUUCGGUAGCACACGACCUUGGCUGGGACUGGCCAGAGUUCUUCGGCUCGGAGGAGAUUGCCAAGUCCUUCAUUGAUGGUCAGCUUGCUGCUUUCAAAGAACUGAAGCCCGACAUUGUGUUCCAUGGCAUGUGGGCUCCAGCUUCCAUCGCUGCACGACUCCUCGGCAUCCGCACCAUCAACUUUCUACCAGUCCCUCUGCACCCUGGAGCAUUCUGUCAUGGUCUGAUCAGGGAUCUUCCUGAUAUGAUGCCGCUCUUCACUCGCCUUCCUCGACCAGUCCGACAACGUAUAGCAUGGUGGGGAAGUGGCUUGAUGACAAAGGCUCCCAUCUUCCAGCAAAAGCGCUUGGGCGCAGCAGCCGCCGCCGCUGGAUGGCCCAUCUCAGGGCCCAUUUCACUCUUUGACAUGAACAUGGCAGAUCUCAACCUAGUCAAUGAUCAUCCAAUCUUCCACCAAGAGUACCUCCACCGUAUACCCAAGAACAUUGUUCUUACGGGUCCACUGUACGCGCGAAACGACUCCAAGCUAGACGACGAUAUAGCAACUCAUCUAACAAAGGGACCUGGCCCAUCCAUUCUGGUUACCAUGGGCAGUUCCGGCACAGAGGAGUUCUUGUUCGAGGCAAUCAAGGCUCUUAACAUGAACCCUGAUGACAACUGGAAUGCGGUUGUCCUGGCUUCGAAAUCAAUCUGCGACAUUAACAAGGCAAACGAAGUCGCUAACGGGGAUCCACGCCUGUUGGUGACGGACCGAUUCAUCCCAGCAUCUGCUGCCAACGCACUUGCUGAUCUCAUCGUUACCCAUGGAGGACAGGGAACCGUCCAAUGUGCCUUGGCUGCCGGAAAGCCUCUUGUAGGAGUUGCGCUACAGGUCGAGCAGCAGACGAACCUGGACAACGCGAUGAAUGCCGGUGCUGGUAUCCGCGUACAGAAGCACAUGUGGAAAGCGAAGAACAUCCGCGCCACAAUACUAUCAGUCCUGAACAACCCGACUUACGGCAACAAAGCUAGGGCUCUGGCGGACACGUUGAACUCGAUGGACGGUGCGAAGACAGCUGCAGAAGUCAUGUGGAAGUUCAUCCUGGAAGAGCAUUCUGAGAAGGUGAAGUCAUAG